This is a messenger RNA of Anopheles stephensi (Asian malaria mosquito), 3708 nucleotides long. It is a transcript of the gene Git, whose product is annotated as ARF GTPase-activating protein GIT1. The transcript is spliced from 6 exons. Gene Ontology annotation, molecular function: protein binding; GTPase activator activity. The record is from RefSeq and is a predicted model, not a curated record. Gene Ontology annotation, biological process: brain development; regulation of ARF protein signal transduction. The coding region runs from base 650 to 2758 and encodes 702 amino acids. Lineage: Eukaryota; Metazoa; Arthropoda; Insecta; Diptera; Culicidae.
GGCGCGGUCGCGGUUGUGUCAAAACAUUCAGUAGGUGUGUAGUUUGGUGUUUUUUUUUUUCUUCCCCUGUCGUUGCUUCUAAACAUAGAACAGCGUAUGAAAAAGGAAGCAACGCAAAGCAGCAACAUCUCGAAAAAUGGCGACCUACGUAGUGGUGCAGAGAACCUCGCUGGCCUUAUAGAACCGAACCGCCAACCACCACGGCACAGCUACACAGCCUCUGCGUGGGUGCAUAACCGUGCCAUACUGCAGACUGAUUCAUUGGGAUCGGAGCAUCGGCCAUAUCGUUUGUGUGUGUACUGCUGCUGCACAGCAUCUGAUAUUCAUUGAUGAUCGAGCGCGCUUGUGGAUUGUGGCUAGGCUUCUGCAACCUGUUUUUGGCUAGCUGCCUGGCUGCAUUUUUCUUCCCCUUGACCGUGGUGCACUCUUGCCUGGUGAAACAAAACGGGUUUGUCGGUCCGUGAACGCUACUCCGAGAUCUCCACCCCGUUCCGCCGAUGAUCUAGUAUACCAUCCUGCUGGUCUAUAAUAACGGUUUCCUCUCUGGUCCAGUGCUGCAUUUGCUCAACAAACGACAAUUUGAUAAGCAAACAGUAUUUAGCAGCAUCGCUUAGAAAAGGGAAGCGAGAGUCGCUAAUAUAAAACCACAAUGUCACGUGCUAAAUCGCGCAUACAAACGGACGUUUGCGGGGACUGUGGUAGUGCGGAUCCUUCCUGGGCAUCGAUCAACCGUGGCAUACUGCUGUGUGCCGACUGCUGCUCGAUCCAUCGCAGUCUCGGCCGGCACAUCUCGCAAGUGAAAUCCCUACGCCAGGGCAGCUGGCAACCGUCGGUGCUGAACUUUGUCAACCAGCUGAACGCACACGGUGCCAACAGCGUGUGGGAACAUCUGCUGCUCGAUUCGGCAGCUCCGAAAAGCUUGAAGCGCAAACCAACUCCCAAGGAUGCGGUACACCCGACCAAGGCAGACUUUAUCCGGGCCAAGCACGUUCAGCUAGCGUACGUCCUGAAGCCUACAUUUCAAGCCGAAGAGGGUAGCAGUUUGGAGCUGGAGCUAAGCAAACAGCUGCACGCCAGUGUGCGUGCCGGGAACUUAGAAACUUCCCUGCGAUUGCUCGUCCAGGGAGCCGAUCCCAAUUUCUAUCACGAAGAUAAAGGUUCCACCCCGCUGCACGUGGCCGUAAAGUCGGGCCAGCUGUCCCAGAUCGAACUGCUGCUGGUGUACGGAGCGGACGUAAAUGCACUGGACGCACAGGGAAACACACCGCUCGAGUUGGCCAAACAGGCGAAGCACAGUGUCAUUGCGGAACGUUUGCUGGAGGUGAUGUACGAGGUUACCGAUCGGCUGACGUUCUUUCUGAUUGGCAAAAAACCAAACCAUAUGUCCGGCCAGCAUCUCCUCAUCCCUGGCCAGUCGAAGAAGGAGAUGAGCGAACAGCUCAAAAUUGCCCGCGGCAAGCUGCAGCUCGUCCCGAACCGCAUGUUUGAGGAGCUGGUAAUGGAUCUGUACGAUGAGGUGGAUCGUCGCGAGACGGAAGCAAUAUGGGCCACGAGCGCCCUGAACCCAGACUCCGGAGCUGUGCCGUUUCUUCCCACCAAUCCGCAUCUGAGUGCCACAAGGAAUCAGGGACGUCAAAAGUUGGCCCGCUUCAGCCAGCAGGAAUUUGCCGGGCUGCUGAUGGACGUACUGCUCGAUGCACACCGCCGCCAGAAUAUGGCCAACCUGCGCCCGAUCGAUGGACCGUUGCCCGUUGGUUUGGCACAGCUAAAGGCGGCCGCACUAGCUCCGGCCCUGGGUGGUGGUAUCCGCGAUUCCAAUCUCUCGGACGAUGAGCCACUGUACGAUGCGGUCGCGUCGGACGAUGAUUAUGCUGCGUUGGCGCCGGUAGCGCAACAGGCCCUAGUAAACAAAUCGUCACCGGCGGCCGUUUCCAACGUGGAGGUGGAAACGUUGCGCCAACGGGUACAGGACCAAGAGCUGACCAUACACGAGCUGCGCAGCAUGAUACAAAAGCUGGCCUCGGAAAACAAUCAGCUUAAAUCGACCAUCGACACGAAGGACCACGAGGUGCAACUUCGCAUCGAUUCCCACCUGAACGGGUCCGGUACGAGCGAAGGUUCCCCGGAACGGGAUCCCAACACGCAGGAAGCGAGACAAGCGGCUGCAGCGGCUGCUGCUGCUGCUGCAUACGCCAAACGACCGGUCAGUAUGUACGAAACGCGUCAAACGCCACGCGACGAAGGACGGCCCCCGAUUACGCAAAGCCUCUACUCGAUGGCACCGGCAGCGAGUGGUGCGAUGGACCCGCCGGCAUCCGGCAACGUGAACGGUACCGGCCAGUUGCCCUCGUUCGAGGAGGUUAAACGCCGUACGGAUCUCGUUGCCCGGCGCAUCAAGGAUCUGUUUGCCGCCAUGAAGGAUCUAUCCCAGCGGGAAGCGUUCGUCCCGAGCGCGGAACGCAUCCGGCUAGCCGUGAUCGAUCUGAUGGCACUGUUUCCCGCCUCGCUCUGUGCAAGCGAAUCGGUUCGCGGUGCCCUGCAGCAGCUUAACUUCCACGGUAACCUUAUCCAGGCGGAGUGUGCCCGGCUGCAGCAGUGUUUGGCGGCCGAGGGUGCGACCGUACCGAAUGGUGCCAGUACGGGCAAACCGUUGGCCGAUAGUAUUCAGCAGAGCAUGGAGCAGGUGCGUGGCUGUGCGUACGAUCUGGCGAUGUCGACCAAAAUUCUCAUCACGCAUCUGCAGCAGCAGUCUUCUUAGCUGUUUUGGAUGUUGGGUGACGAAGUGACCAACGGUCGGUUUAACAUUUUUCACACCCAUCUUUGUACUCACCAUUUACGAACAAAAAAGAAAAAAAGCAAAGGGGAAACUGUUUUUCCCCCCCGGUUUCUUAAGGCAUCUUAACCAGCAAAACCUCUCUUUUCGACGGCAGCUAAUUACCACCCCAGUGAGGGAACCAAACCCCGAACGCCCAUUCGCACAACCCGUUUCCCCAUAGGGACAGAGUCAGCACCCGAACAGUAUUCGUAGUCAAUCAAAUGCUUUUCCCCGCCACACACGGUUUGCGGUUUUGCAAUGCAAUGCUCUAAACAAAUGUUGCUUGCACGGUACGCAUAUCAUUUAUCCCCAAAGUGCCAAAAGAGGAACACACAGGUUAAACACUCUUACUGAUUCCCUAUCGAGGUGUACGCCAUUUGCAAUAUUUGUACCAAUCGUACAAACAAUCAUAGAAAUCAUGUUUUAAUAUAUUUGAACCUGACCAAUACGCCCGCUAGUUUAAAAGCCUCCAUUAAAAAUAGAUUAAUUUUAACAACAAACAGUGCGAACUACAUCGUUGCUGUGAGCAUUGAAUGAGAUUUUAUAACGAAUAAUAUUAUGCUUCGUUUUGUGUUGUACUACUACUACUACUACUACAAACCGAGCAUGACAAUAAGAUUGGAGGGCCGAUUUGCGGGUUUGCUCAAAGGGUUUUCUUUUGCAAACAAACAAAAUAAUAUAGCUGCAAUUAUAUACAAAUCGUAUUGAAUGUUUUUCUACCGCUCGAAAACUCCAUGAAACGGUACAGUAACAUUACACGCUAGAAGUAUUUAUCAGCAGUUGCAAUUUGUACGAGAGAUAUACAUAUUACCCUCUAAAACAAUCAAUGAUGUUUAUAUAAAAUAACAAAUGGACGAUUAAAACAGGGUUGUACCUGGCGCGGCAUUUCUAAA